AUGCUGCGGGUCCUCCUCGCCACAUGGCAUGUUCUGCCCUCGGGUGGUGAUGGCCCGCUGGUCACUUCGACAUCCUCGACGACACCUCCCACGAUCAAUGGCACCUGCAACCCUGCACUUGGACAUCGCUACAUCUCCAUAGGGUCUGCUGGAGGGAUCUCUUCUUCUUCCUGUUCUGCCAGCUGGGAUUUGCACGAGGUCGAGGCCUUCAAAAGCAGCGGUCAUCGGCUGACGCUGUCCGCGUCGUCAAUGUCGGGCUCAGACGACGGCUACCCACCUAGUAAGGCCGUGGAUGGUGAUACGUCCACAUUCUGGGCAGGCGAUCACGACGUCGGAAUGAGUUGCAGCUGCUGGGAUGACUCGAAGAAAGAUGGCCAGAUCCUCACAAUCGACCUUGGCAGCAAUCAGCAGGUCACACAGCUGAAUUUGUACCAGGGAGGUCAAGGCAACGAUUGGGCGGUGAAGCGGGUGAGGUUGCAUUGCCAUGAAUCGGCAGCCUUCUCGUCAGCCUUGGUUGAACCUCUUGAGAUAGAUGUGUCGGCGGGCGUGACAUUCAUCGUGUGCACUGACCAGGGUUGUAAGACCACUCUAAAUCCAGAAUACUACGAUACCUGCAAGGGCGUCGGUGCCAAGCUGGCCGGCGGAGGUCUCUGUGACGUCGGCGGUUCCCUAGAGGCCUUGCCAAUCCUCUUCAGAGUUGCCUUUCGUUUGCCUCUGGUCCUCACGGAGACGAUUGAGUCCUUAAAGGUGAUGCUGCUGUCGAUCCUCCUUGCUUCAUGUGUACUGCGCUCUGGGGGUGAUGGCCCGCUGGUAACAUCUACAUCCACGCCGACAAAUGCAGUUUCGGACUCAAACCCGAACAUCUGCAACCCUGCACUUGGACAUCGCUACAUCUCCAUAGGUUCUGCUGGAGGGAUCUCUUCUUCUUCCUGUUAUGCUAGCUGGGAUGUGCAUGAGGUGGAGGCUUUCACAAGCAGCGGUCAGCUGACGCUGUCCGCGUCCUCAAUGUCGGGCUCAGACGACGGCUACCCGCCUAGUAAGGCCGUGGAUGGUGAUACGUCCACAUUCUGGGCAGGCGAUCACGACGUCGGAAUGAGUUGCAGCUGCUGGGAUGACUCGAAGAAAGAUGGCCAGAUCCUCACAAUCGACCUUGGCAGCAAUCAGCAGGUCACACAGCUGAAGCUGCACCAAGGAGGCCAAGGCAAUGAUUGGGCGGUGAAGAGCGUGAGGUUGCAUUGCCAUGAAUCUGUGGCCUUCUCAUCAGCCUUGGUUGAACCUCUUGAGAUAGAGGUUUCGACGGGCGUGACAACCAUCGAGUGCAGCGACCAGGGCUGUACGACCGACCUCCAGCCGGCGUAUUACGACACCUGCGCUGGCACUGCCGGCGCCGGCGCCCGACUGGCCGUGGGUCUUGCAGCAGCCUUUUCCGGCAUUCUGCUGCUCUGA
Molecule: messenger RNA, 1446 nt
Organism: Symbiodinium sp. CCMP2592
Lineage: Eukaryota; Dinophyceae; Suessiales; Symbiodiniaceae
Source: the annotation of a GenBank genome assembly